Molecule: messenger RNA, 393 nt
Organism: Ostreobium quekettii
Lineage: Eukaryota; Viridiplantae; Chlorophyta; Ulvophyceae; Bryopsidales; Ostreobiaceae
Source: the annotation of a GenBank genome assembly
AUGACUGUGCAUCGGUCGACGCUUGGUGAACCGUGCCUGGUGGCACAGAACAUGGCGCAGGCUUUUUUUAUUAGCUGGGGUGCUCCCAGCUCUACCAGGGGUCAUCGAUGGGUGAGGCGCCUCUCCUCAGCGAGGUUCCACACCCUGUCGGCAACAACAACAGACCCUCUCCUUUUUCUUCUUGUCUUUAUUUCAUGGGUGGUGGGCAUAAUGACUGCCACCGUUGAAGAAUCGGGCGUGCCUGCGUCAGGUGGCGGGGAGCAACCCGAGUGGCAGGGGAUUUCAGGCGUUAGCUAUAACCAGCCUGGUUCCACAGAUUCAGGUUGGUCAGAUUGCAGCAGGUGCUUCCUGCACGCUGUGAAGGGCCCAACCUUGUCGUGGGGGUCUUCAUAG